CAAGGGCGCACGGAUAGACACAAAUUUUGGACCUUUGACGUGGCGCCAUGAAAAUCCAGCUGCUGACCCUGAUCUGCGCUGCAUUUGGUCUCAGUCUUCCAGAAAUUCCCAACCUGCCAGAUUUGGUUGGAAUUGCAGACAAUGCAGUGCAUGGAAAUUUUACUGCUCAGACUGUUGAGGAGCCACAAGAGUUCCUUCCAACCAUAGCACAGAUCAGAGCCAUGACGGAUCAGGAAAGGGCAGAACGCUUCCAUUGGUUCGUUUGCGUUUUUCUCCUGGUUUUUGUUUGUGUUGUUUUUUCAGGGAGCGUCAUCAUGUUCGUGGGAGCUGAAUUAAAAGCAUUCAGCUCCUACCAGGUUCUGGGUCACACCACCCCACUAAGCAAAGAGUCUCAACUACGGCUGGUCAUGUUGAGCUUUGGCGGCACAGUAUUGUUGAGCUUCGCUGCAUGCCUUUGGAGCCUCCAGACUGGAAGGCUGUCCAAGACAUUCGGAUUGGACUGGGAAGUUUAUUUGUUUCUGUUUUGUUGUGCCGGUGCCUCCCUUCUCAUCCAAGCUGUGCUGGCGGUGACCUGGCUCAAAGCGGGCGACCGCUUUGAUGCCACAGCUUUUGCCAUGGCUUCAUUUUCCUCCAUGGCACCAUUUUUGUCUGACCAGUUUGACACUUUGAGAGAUAUCAUUUUUGGAGGGCUUUGCUUGCAGUCACAGCACCUUUUCAUGAAGAUUGUGGGUGUGCUGAGCUGGUCGUACCUACUAGCCUUCCACGCUUGUUUCUUCUAUGUUGCAAUUCGCUCCGUUCGGUAUACGAUCAUCUCCUCUCAGACUGGCUAUGGUAAGGUAUGGUACUCGUUUGAUCAACGAGGAGGGGAUGGAGAAUAUGUAGACUCAAAUCCACAAGCACCAGGUGCAAACUGUUUUAACGAGCUGGCCGCAAGCCACCUCGCAGUUUUGCUAAUCGCACCAAAGGUCCAGGGUGAGUGGUCUGGAAGUUGUUGGGAAGGGACCAUCCUCCCCGCAAUUUACGGACAAGUGACAAAGAGCAAGCGGCACCACUUGCUCAUUGAGAAUGUGCCCCAGGCACUGAUGUCUGUCCUUUUUUUGGCCGUCGAAGGCGGAUCCUUUUUUGUCGCUGCCUUCAAUUUAGUGGUGCCCAUAGUACAGAUUGCUCUGGCCGAAUUAUUGUUUGAGCCGGUGCGCACAGCUGCAAUCCCCGCGCUGGGGAAGAGGCUCAACAGAGCCAUGAAAAGUGGCAACGCCGUGGCAGCCAAAGCUCUGUGGGAAGAGGCGGAAAUCAUGGAGGACAUGCAGCUUUUCGGGCUGUUCCUGCCGCACUUGACCUUCUUUCUGGGUGUAGCAAAGCGCUGCGGCUUCAUGAGCGAAGAGCUGAAGGAUCUGGACGAGCUUGGGGGUAACGAGCUCGAGAUGUUACAGCACAUGGCAGCUCUGUUUGCAGGGCAGGCUUACUGCAAUCUCCGAGACCGGAAGAUGGGAAAUUCCAGCGCCAAGGUUGUGGCAGAGGCUCUGAAAAGCAGCGCAACGGAGACCCUUUACCUUCACGACAACGAGAUCGGGGACCAGGGUGCUGAGGCCCUGGCUGAAAGCCUUAAGAGCAACAGAAAUUUGAAAUGUCUGUUGCUCGGCUGGAACAACAUCGGCGAUCGCGGGGCUGAGGCCUUGGCUGAAAGCCUUAAGAGCAAUGGAAGUUUGGAGCAGCUUUACCUCAACUCCAACAAGAUUGCUGAUCGUGGAGCUGAGGCCUUGGCCAGCGGGCUGAAGCAGAACCGAAGUCUGAAGACCCUUCAUCUCAGCAUUCCAAAAUCCAGUCUGUGGGGAGCUUGGUUCAACUCCGGCGCCCUGGGCCGUCAGGCACUUGAAGAGGCAGAGAAGAUCAAAAAGGAGCGGGGUGACAACUUUGAACUCGUCUGGGAGUGAAACGGAGAAGACAGGAAGGCUUGGCCACUGCAAUGCUGGACUACACGAGAGGGGUGGCACGGCCACUGGACGUCGAACAAUCGAAACUGAUUUAAAGAAUUGCACUGGCAAAUGACGGGUGGUGCUUCUGUUCCAACGAUGUUACAAGUGGAGAGCUGUUCCUCGUACAUGUAUGAAAGAAAUGAUGCCCAUGCUCAACUAUAUAGCUUGGCUUGCUGACCACUGAGUGGAAGAGACGCGACCUUUCCCUUGGAACUUGUCAACUCUUUACUUGAAGCCAUGUAUUGAGCUGGAAAUGUGUGA
Cladocopium goreaui is the source of this 2234-nucleotide messenger RNA. The record is from the annotation of a GenBank genome assembly. Lineage: Eukaryota; Dinophyceae; Suessiales; Symbiodiniaceae.